This is a messenger RNA of Microthlaspi erraticum, 1314 nucleotides long. The record is from the annotation of a GenBank genome assembly. Lineage: Eukaryota; Viridiplantae; Streptophyta; Magnoliopsida; Brassicales; Brassicaceae.
AUGGAUCCACAAAGUGUCACGGUGGCUGAUGGGACUGACUCUGCUCCUGCAAAUGGUGGUUUAACAAUGGAAAACGUUGAUGUCAAAGGAAAUGGUGCUGCUUCUGACGAAGCCUUGGAUACUACUUCAGAAAGUCAGAAUGAGAACUCUGGAAACAGUUCCACUUUGGAUGGAAUUGAACAUCCCAAGGAGGAAGCUGAGGUCACACAAGUUGAAAAUGUAGAUGAGCCAAAGAAUAUCAAAGGCCAAAAGGCUCAAGCGGCUCAACGGAAGCUAAAGACUGAGAAACUCGCAGGUGGUAAGAAUGUUCCAUCGGUUCAUAUUAAAAAGAAGAAAGAGGAGAAAAGUGGAGUUGCUAAAGUGGCAGCAUCGAAUGGUUCCGUUGCUCCUAAUGCACACACAGCAAAGUCUCUUAAGAGCACAUCGUUCAAUGGUAGAGAGGCUCAACUCACGGAGCAUGGAAAGCAAGACCCUGCACCAGCUGAAAGCGACUCCGGGGACAAGGUGAAACCAAAGCCUCUAAAGAAACAAGCCCAGGAGACAUCUGAAGAUGAUACUCAGUCGUCUAAUAGCCCGAAUGCAGAGGAUGGCAAACCUCGUAAAGUUGGUGCACUUCCAAAUUACGGGUUCAGUUUCAAAUGUGACCAACGGGCUGAAAAGAGAAGAGAGUUCUAUGUUAAGCUUGAGGAGAAGACUCAUGCGAAAGAAGAGGAAAUCAACAACAUGCAAGCCAAGUCCAAGGAAACGCAAGAAGCUGAGCUUAGGAAGCUAAGGAAAAGCUUGAACUUCAAAGCCACACCCAUGCCUAGCUUUUAUCAAGAACCUCAGCCACCUAAAACAGAGUUAAAGAAGAUACCACCAACAAGAGCCAAAUCUCCAAAACUCGGGCGAAAGAAGACUGAUUCUGAAGAAACUCAAACCCCUCGCCUCGGUAGGCUGAGCCUAGAUGAGAAAGUCUCUAAAGAUAACUCAACUGCUAAGGGAAUUACGCCAGCAGUUGAUCUCAAGAAGCAACCGGUGCGCAAGUCACUUCCAAGAUUGCCAUCUCAGAAAACAGCUCUCCCCGACGGAAAACUCGCCCCCGCCCCAGCAAAAUCUGCCACAGCCUCGGCGAAGGUUAAACCUGAAAGAAAGAAACUCGAGAAAGAUGCAGAGACCGUAAACCAGUCUUCACACCCCAUAGAAGAGGAAGCACAAGUGACUGUUACAUCCAAUGCUGAUGCAGAAGAUUCGCAUGAGACUGUAUCUCCAAGGGUGGAUGAAGACAGAGCCGAGUCUAUUGAGGUAUCUGAAGUGGUUGCUGUUGGGCAUUAA